AUGGGGUUGUGGCCAGGAUCAGAACCGCCUGACAGGCACUCUCCUGGGGGUCCUCCCCUGUUCCACAGAUCAGGGACCGGCCACCUCCCCACCCCACACCUGAGCCACCUCCUCACCCCACACCUGAGCCACCUCCCCACCCCACACCUGAGCCACCUCCCCACCCCACACCUGAGCCACCUCCCCACCCCACAUCUGAGCCACCUCCCCACCCCACACCUGAGCCACCUCCCCACCCCACAUCUGAGCCACCUCCCCACCCCACACCUGAGCCACCUCCCCACCCCACAUCUGAGCCACCUCCCCACCCCACACCCUGAGCCACCUCCCCACCCCACACCUGAGCCACCUCCCCACCCCACACCUGAGCCACCUCCCCACCCCACAUCUGAGCCACCUCCCCACCCCACACCUGAGCCACCUCCCCACCCCACACCUGAGCCACCUCCCCACCCCCACACCUGUGCCACCUCCCCACCCCACAUCUGA
Molecule: messenger RNA, 489 nt
Organism: Oncorhynchus tshawytscha (Chinook salmon)
Lineage: Eukaryota; Metazoa; Chordata; Actinopteri; Salmoniformes; Salmonidae
Product: protein TRACHEARY ELEMENT DIFFERENTIATION-RELATED 7A-like
Exons: 2
Coding region: 1-489 (162 amino acids)
Source: RefSeq, a predicted model, not a curated record